AUGCGUUGUUGUCACUUGAUUCAGUUGCUCGGACAACUGUCUAUUGUUAGUCUGGUCUUAGCCUUUGCUGAUUCCAAUAGAACAGAGUUGAAUCAUGUUGUGGAACGUGUUUUUUCGCGUCAAAAGAGAUUUGUGCUAUUUCCAAAGGGUUCGAAUCUAAAAUUUACUGGAUCAAUGAGUAAAGGUCUAUUGUCAAAGUUUCCAAAGGGCGUAUCGAUGAACAUUGAACAGGCCUGUUACUUUCCUGUACCCUCCAGUCGUGAGGAUGUCUAUCCGAAACGCUUCCGACCCAGAACAACAACAACUCCAGCACCAUUAACAACAACAGAGCCGACAUAUGUUUGGAUUGCGGGUACAGAUUGGCGCUUUAAGGCGACACCUCUUAAGAAACCAAUGCCCCUCAAAUUGCAUCAACGGAUUGACCACAGACCUCAUGUGGAUCCAGCCAAGUGGAAGCAGUAUGGACAGCAGUAUAAAGAUAGGACUCCAGCUAAUAAGUAUGCACCUGGGAAGUCUGGGAAGUAUGGACAACAAUACCAGAACUGGAACCCAGCUGAUAAGUACGAAAAGAAGUACAAGAAUUGGAUGCCAGCUGAGAGGUAUAAGGAGCCUGGAAAAUGGAGCAAGUGGACUACAGUCUCACCCCAUUGGAGCAACUAUGGCAAACGUUGGCACAGAUCUGCGGAAGAUCAAGAGCCUUACGAUCCCGAAAUAGCCGAUUAUGAAGCUGUUCACUAUCCAGAUCUAAGCCACCUCACGAGCUGGCGACAUUAUCACGGGCAUCGGGAUCGUCGACAGCUCUUUGAGCAAUUUGGAGCAUUUACAAAGCUUCUUGGCAUUGACAUGAAGGCUUGUAUUCUGAGGGCCAUCUGCGAUAGCAAACGUUUGCUGCUGCCACCUGGUUACUCCAUGCUCCAGGACAUUGUGCGCCUAAUCUUUACCAUGCCCACCAUAUCGGGCGUUGAAGAUGACUAUAGUCGCAUAAUGCGCAUGGAUUCGGAGGAUUGUGAUCGUCAGUUUCGUGAUCAAUGUAAAUUGGAUAUAUUGGCCUGGCUGCUUGGCUUGAAUAAAACACAAUUGUAG
This is a messenger RNA of Drosophila innubila, 1083 nucleotides long. RefSeq lists its product as uncharacterized. Lineage: Eukaryota; Metazoa; Arthropoda; Insecta; Diptera; Drosophilidae. The transcript has 3 exons. The coding region runs from base 1 to 1083 and encodes 360 amino acids. The record is from RefSeq and is a predicted model, not a curated record.